Molecule: messenger RNA, 1687 nt
Organism: Centruroides sculpturatus (bark scorpion)
Lineage: Eukaryota; Metazoa; Arthropoda; Arachnida; Scorpiones; Buthidae
Product: disintegrin and metalloproteinase domain-containing protein 10-like
Exons: 3
Coding region: 95-1270 (391 amino acids)
Biological process (GO): membrane protein ectodomain proteolysis; Notch signaling pathway
Cellular component (GO): plasma membrane
Molecular function (GO): metalloendopeptidase activity
Source: RefSeq, a predicted model, not a curated record
AGCCGCAAAUGUACUGCAUCAAUUGGGUCAUGCAUUUGGUUGUCCACACGAUCCCCGAAAUUGUAAACGAAAAGAUACCAGCGGAUAUUACAUCAUGCAUCCUAACAUUCGUGUUUGGGCUUCCGGUACUUUUAAUUUUUCUUCGUACUGCAAGAAGAAAAUCAGACAAUUCAUAAAAAGAAAAGAAAUAGAUUUUUGUCUGAAGUCACUCCAACGAUCUGUGUGUGGAAAUGGAAUUGUCGAGGAUGGAGAAUCCUGCGACUGUGAUUACUCUACCGGUAAAUGUAAUAUACAGAAGACGUGCUGCACAAAUAAAAAUUCUCCAUUACCGUGCACGAUUCAAAGAAAAAAAGAUUGCUCACCUGCUACAGACGAGUGUUGCAAUUCAAAUUGUAAACUGAAUACACGCAACGAUAUAAAGUGUUUAAGCAACAUACUAUGUCAUAACACUACCGACGUAUGUGCUACUAAUUCGUCAUUUUGUCCAAUGAAACGACAGCCAGACCGAUCACCGUGUAUAGGUACAUCGAAAACUUGUCGUUCUGGGAAAUGCAUAAGCAACGUUUGUAAAGACAAUGGGCUAAAAAGUUGCAGUUGUUUGCCUCUGAAAUGGGAAUGUCAUAUUUGUUGCGAAAGCAAACCUAAAAUCUGUCAAAGCGCCGAAUCACUCGGUUACGUUCCAUCGAAUCAUCAACUCUAUAUAAAAGUAGAAGGAUCAUAUUGCGAUAAAAAUUUUGGAAUAUGCAUGAGUGACGGGAGCUGCUUAUCAAAGAAAAGUUACAGUGUCUGGUACUAUAUGUCACCGUUGCCUUUCGUUAUUUUAAUUAUUGUAGGUUUAACGUAUCUUCCCGGAAGAUCUAAAUCAAAUUACAACGAAGACAUUCUAACGACAAUACGAAAGAAAAAGGUGAUGAAAUCGCAACAGAAAGAUAAAGAAGAGAAACAAUCUUCAAUUAAAACGAUCAAACAGGAAGUGCAUUCAUUAAGUAUAAAAUCCAAGAAAGAUAUACAAUUACCAACGCAAGAACAACAAGAAUCUCAAGAACCUACUGAAGUCAAGAAAAAAUUUCAAUUGCCUAUUCGAUUGAAACAAAAGCAAAAGCAGAUACCAAUGAAAACCAUCAAGAAACAAACGCAGGGUGAACCUUCUCCUGUCCAAACACAAGUCGAGCGAGGAGAGCAAUCGACUAGUCGAGCAAAUCCAGCCAAAAAAGUAAAAGUAUUCGUCAAGAAAAAGUUAAAACCGAAGACACUAAAAGAUGAAAAUUGAAAUAUCAUCAUUUUCAUCCAAUAUUUUUUCUCGCUUCGCAAUAAAUUUCAAUUUCUAUGACUAGAAAUAAGUUUAAUUUCUCUCGAAAAUUUCAUCGUAUAUUUCUACUUAUAACCUAACUAUAAAUUGUUGUAUGAACAUAUGUAAUAAAUUCUAAGAUAUUUAAAAGCUAAUUUCUUCAACAGAUCUUUAAUUUAAAACAUUUCUAUGAAAUAUAUAAAAUCGAUUGCGUAAACUUACAUUUUAGUUAAGUAUAAUAGUAUUGUCUGUUAAACAAAUCGUAUAAUAUGAAUUCUUUAUAAGGCGCUUCUCGUUCAAGGUGACAUAUGGCUAUGGAUAUUUAAUUCAUUUAAGAAAAAUGACUAAUACUUUUUUAGGACAACUAACCACUUCCUCUAACCAUACAGUCUAGCAAAA